ACUUCAUUUGCCUUGCUGAUCCGAUCUGUAGCGCCUACGCUUUCUUAAUAUUUGGGGCAACUUAUCUGCUGACAAGAGCCGUGUUCCUAGCCAGGUCCUGGCUGUCCGUCCACAAUGGCACCCCACAUCUGGCUUAAGUCAGAUGAUAUCAAGCCUUGCCAGUUUACAGUAAAAGAUGGCAAGCUAAAUUUAAAACACAUAUGCACCGUCUUUCAGCUAGACGUGAGCAAGCCGUUGCGCUUGGGCGACUGGUGGCCAGAAGUCACAGCGGAUGGUUGGGCAGAGUAUGAUGAGGAUUGUGCAGUGGGGAAGACGAAGAACACAGCCUCCCCUAUAGAGGGAACCUCAACUCGCCCCGCUCCCAUUCCCAUUGUGAAGUUCAGCAUCAAGAGGACGGGGGGCAAGCCCUUCGAGUUUUCAAUGAGAGCCCCAGUCGAGUGGCCUGCUUUCGAGCAGCGCUUUCGGACUGAAUCUGGCUGGGAGGUGGGGCUUUUCAAAUUAAGUGCAGAGACGGGACUGGAAGUCACAGAGGACAUGUGGGCUACGCAUCUGCGAUUGGAAAGUGAUGGAAAGGCGGUCGCUGAGGUGAAGCUGGUGGCGGAAAAGCUUGACAAGGGGUUCUCAAGCUUCUCGCGCACCGAUGGGCUGUCCUACCUGGAACUACCAAAGAAUUAUACUGUCCGGAAGGAGCCCAACGUGUUCCAGCGUGAAGCUUUUGGCAACCUCGCCGACUUGGUCAACCAGCGGCUCAAGGGCUUCGAAAAGUGGACUUUGAAAGAGCUUGUGACGCACUUUGUGAAGGACAUCCAGCUCCGCAUGCUUGUUUUUAGUUCUUUCACGAUGCAGGGCCUUGAAUUAACCCGGAGGGAGCUCAUCUCCCCGGUGCUGAUCCUGGCCUCGCUUCUGGCAAAGAGCCAGGUAGAGCUGCGGGCGGAGGCGACCGUACAAGGGUCCUUGGGAUGCGGGCCCAUUGACUACACCGCCCUCAUAGAACAGGUCCAGAUCCUCCUGACAGAGGCGAAGAAGGCUGAGCUCAAAAAAGCGGAGGGCCAACUGUACGCGGAGAUGGCAGCUUCUCGAGAGGCUCUCGCGAGGGUCAUCGACCCGGGCACGAAGAAGCGGAAGUUUGCGGAGCUCGACGAAAUCCUCGAAGGGAUUAGCACGACGGGGGUGCGCACCGACGCGCAAACCUGGGUGCUUUCCCGACAACGAUCAAGACUAAGAGGCAACGGAAUGAGGACAAAGGCACGAGUACGGGUAACUCCUUGGGUACAGAGGCUUAGCACUUUCGAGGCUGAGAAGAGAGGCCAGCAACUCCGAUCAGAAUGCACAACGACUACCUUCUCAGGAAAAGCCAGCCCUUCACCACCUUUUGCUGCUCACAAAGCGGCGCCAACAAUUCAAACAGGUGCAUAG
Klebsormidium nitens is the source of this 1416-nucleotide messenger RNA. NCBI's taxonomy places the organism in Eukaryota, Viridiplantae, Streptophyta, Klebsormidiophyceae, Klebsormidiales, Klebsormidiaceae. The record is from the annotation of a GenBank genome assembly.